AUGGCUAUGUUAGCGACUGAAGUGUAUAAUAAAUAUCCGGAAGAAAAAGUGGUUGGUUUUUAUAGGGGUACUAAACCAGAACUUGUAAUAAGAGAUCCAGCUAUUGCAAAACGAAUUCUUGUUAAUGAUUUUCAACACUUUUAUGCGAGAGGUUUCAAUCCACACAAGACUAUAAUUGAACCUUUAUUAAAGAAUCUUUUCUUUGCUGAUGGUGAUUUAUGGCGUCUUAUAAGACAACGGUUUUCUCCGGCAUUCAGUACAGGUAAAUUAAGAGCUAUGUUUCCAAUAAUUACGGAAAGAGCAGAAAAGUUACAAAUAAUUACAGAGGAAGUUUCAAAUCUUGAUUCAUAUGAUGUGCGUGAACUUAUGGCUAGAUAUACUACUGACUUUAUCGGGACCUGCGGUUUUGGUAUAAAUAUGGACUCUUUGAACGACAAAAAUUCUCAGUUUAGAAAAUUAGGAAAAAGAAUUUUCCAAAGAACGCCUAGAGAUGCACUUAACGCAGCACUUAAGAUUAUGUUCCCAGAACUUUGUAAAAAUAUACAAUUUCUAGCAUCUGAGAUAGAAAGAUCUAUGACUUACUUGGUACAGUCUGUAAUGAAACAAAGAAAUUAUAGACCUUCGGGUAAAAAUGACUUUAUAGAUCUUAUGUUAGAAUUAAAACAAAAAGGAAAAAUUAUAGGUGAAUCUAUUGAAAGUAAAAACUCUGAUGGAACUCCAAAAACAGUGGAGAUGGAAUUGACAGAAAUGAUAAUAAUAGCUCAAGUCUUUGUAUUCUUUGGAGCUGGUUUUGAAACAUCAUCGACGGCAUCUAGUUACACAUUACAUCAAUUAGCUUUUAAUCCAGAUUAUCAGAAAAAGGUUCAAGAUGAGAUAGAUAGGGUUUUAAGAAAUCAUAAUAAUAAGAUUACUUACGAAGCAGUUAGUGAAAUGCAUUGCUUAGAAAAAGCGUUUUAUGAAGCUAUGAGAAUGUAUCCAUCAGUUGCGUAUCUUGUGAGAAUGUGUACUUCACCUGAAUACUCAUUUCCUGAGAUUGAACUUACAAUUAACGAAGGUGUUAAAGUUAUGAUUCCAAUUCAAGCUAUGCAGAAAGAUGAUAAGUAUUUUGUGAAUCCGGAAAAAUUCGAUCCAGAAAGGUUUAAAUCGGGUAUAAAAGAAUAUAAAGACGUAUUUUUUCCUUUUGGUGAAGGUCCAAGGGCUUGUGUCGGUGCAAGACUGGGACAAAUGCAAUCGUUGGCUGCUCUAGCAGCAAUUCUACAAAAAUUCUCUGUAGAACCAGCAAAGUGUAGUGUAAGAAAUCCUAAGCCAGAACCCACAUCAAUUGUUUCAGAGGGAUUUGUUGACGGAUUACCUCUUAAAAUAAAGAAAAGGAAAAUGAAGUAA
Parnassius apollo (apollo) is the source of this 1383-nucleotide messenger RNA. NCBI's taxonomy places the organism in Eukaryota, Metazoa, Arthropoda, Insecta, Lepidoptera, Papilionidae. The record is from the annotation of a GenBank genome assembly.